AUAAAGAGAAAAAUAAAGAAGAGUAUGGAAGAAUUGGACAUAGUGAUCGUGGGAGGAGGCAUUGCUGGUCUUGCAACUUCCCUUGCUCUUCACAGGAAGGGUAUAAAGAGCAUUGUGUUGGAGAGAUCAGAGUCAGUAAGAUCAGAAGGAGCAGCAUUUGGUAUUCAGACUAAUGGCUGGCUUGCUCUUCAACAACUCGGUGUCGCCGAUAAACUUCGUCUUAAGUCUCUCCCAAUUCAUCAGAUAAGAGAUGUUUUGAUCGAGAAAGGGAUUAAACAAAGAGAAUCGGUUGGACCGGCGUCAUAUGGAGAAGUAAGAGGUGUGCUAAGGAACGACUUGGUCCGAGCUUUGGCUCAUGCUCUUCCUCUUGGCACUCUCCGGCUUGGUUGCCAAAUUGUGUCGGUUAAGCUCGACGAAACAACAUCGUUUCCUAUUGUACACGUUAAAAACAGAGAAGCUAUCAAAGCAAAGGCACGUUUAGCAACAGUUUUGAUUGGCUGUGAUGGAUCGAAUUCUGUAGUCUCUAGAUUUCUAGGACUAAAUCCGACUAAAGACCUCGGUUCGCAGGCAGUCAGAGGGUUCACAAAUUACCCGGACAACCAUGGAUUCCGGCAAGAGUUUAUAAGAAUCAAGAUGGACAACGUCGUAAGCGGACGACUUCCUAUAACAAACAAACUCGUCUUUUGGUUUGUUGUUUUGCUUAAUUGUCCCCAAGACUCAAGCUUUUUAAAAAAUCAAGCGGAUAUCGCAAGAUUGACACUAGCAUCGGUCCGCGAAUUCUCAGAAGAGUGGAAAGAGAUGGUGAAGAACUGUCAUAUGGACUCUUUGUAUAUCAAUCGUUUAAGGUACCGUGCUCCUUGGGAUGUUCUGUCCGGAAAAUUCAGACGUGGCACUGUGACAGUUGCCGGAGACAGUAUGCACCUAAUGGGUCCAUUCAUAGGACAAGGAUGUUCGGCUGCGCUUGAGGACGGUGUUGUUUUGGCUAGAUGCUUGUGGAGGAAGUUAACUUUAGGUCAAGACGGUAUGAAUAAUGUCUCUUACUCCUCUUCAAGGAUGCAAAUAGAAGAAGCGAUUGAUGAGUACAUUAGGGAAAGAAGAGGGAGACUCGUGGGGCUUUCGACACAAACGUAUCUUACCGGUAGUUUAAUCAAAGCUUCUUCGCCGGUUACGAAGCUCUUGCUUGUAGUUUUGUUGAUGAUUCUGUUUCGUGAUCAAAUUGGUCACAGUCGAUAUGAUUGUGGCCGUCUUUAAAUUUAUCUUGCGUACGUACGGUCUAAAUGCUAGAGAUUGUGUGCUUCGUUAGAUGUUUGUAUCAGGAGGAUGGUUACUCAUUUUGUUUGCGAAUGUUUUAUGUUUUUUU
This is a messenger RNA of Arabidopsis arenosa, 1360 nucleotides long. The record is from the annotation of a GenBank genome assembly. NCBI's taxonomy places the organism in Eukaryota, Viridiplantae, Streptophyta, Magnoliopsida, Brassicales, Brassicaceae.